This is a messenger RNA of Lacerta agilis (Sand lizard), 3364 nucleotides long. RefSeq names its product integrin subunit beta 5 (gene ITGB5). Gene Ontology annotation, cellular component: cell surface; integrin complex; focal adhesion. The record is from RefSeq and is a predicted model, not a curated record. NCBI's taxonomy places the organism in Eukaryota, Metazoa, Chordata, Lepidosauria, Squamata, Lacertidae. The transcript is spliced from 15 exons. Gene Ontology annotation, molecular function: integrin binding. Gene Ontology annotation, biological process: integrin-mediated signaling pathway; cell migration; cell adhesion mediated by integrin. The coding region runs from base 541 to 2952 and encodes 803 amino acids.
AAAGAGAGUAAAAAGAGAGAGUUCCAGUAAAGGAAGGGGGGGAAAGGAGACUCGGAGAGAGGGGCACACAAACCACUAGCCAGAAAUUCAUAUGCAAAAUCUGGCGGAGAUGUUGAAGAGGCUGCUAAGGCAGGGCUUGGAAGAACUCGGCGGGUGAGGAGUCACGCAACUUUUCAAGUCCCGGGAGAAGUGCGCGGCGGCGGCGCGGGCGCAACAAGGCGAAGAUUGCGCGAGAUGGAGCCUGCUGUGGACGCGGCUGCUGAAGUGUAAGGAAGGAGGCUGUGUCUUUUCGCCCCCCAUUUCUCUCGUUCUCUCCACACACCCCUUUAUAUUUUGCCUUGGUUGCUCCGGACGAAGCAGGAAUGCCCAGGAUCGCUUCUCUUCCCUUGGCCGAGCCGACCGGUGCCUGCAGCCGCUCUAGCGGUGGCCUUUGCUGAAGGAGCGGCGACGCCGCCGCCGCUCUCCCCUUCUCCCGGCGCAGCUGCACAAAAGACUUUCGAGGAGCCUUUUUAUUUUUCCCCUUCUCCAGCUGCGGUCGUCAUGUCCCGGCGGAGGGGGCUCAUGCCUUACGCCGCCGCCGCCGCUUGCGUAUGCAUCUUCUCCCUCUUCCACACUGUUAGAGGUCUCAAUAUUUGCACAAGUGGCAGUGCUACCUCCUGUGAAGAAUGCUUGCUUGUUCAUCCCGAGUGUGCUUGGUGCUAUAAAGAGGAAUUUGGCAGCAAAAAAUCUAUCACUUCGAGGUGUGACUUCACCGAAAAUCUAAUAGCCAAUGGUUGUGCGGGGCACUUUGAGAGUACAAAAAGCAGCAUUAAAAUAGUGAAGAACCUUCCUCUGAGCAGCAAGGGCUCUAGUGUGGCCAGUUCAGAUGUUAUCCAGAUAAUGCCUCAAAAGAUCUCACUAAAUCUGCGGCCUGGUGAUCCGACACCUUUCCAUGUGCACGUUCGGCAGGUAGAGGACUAUCCUGUGGACCUGUAUUAUUUGAUGGACCUUUCCCUCUCCAUGAAGGAUGAUUUGGACAACAUCCGGAAUCUGGGAACCACGCUGGCUGAAGAGAUGGGGAAACUCACCAGCAAUUUCCGUCUUGGGUUUGGCUCUUUCGUGGACAAAAAUAUCUCUCCCUUUUCUUACACAGCACCCAGAUACAAGAACAACCCUUGCACUGGUUACAAGUUAUUUCCCAGUUGUGUCCCAUCCUUUGGAUUUCGCCACCUUUUGUCCCUCACUGAUAAAGUUGACCGGUUUAAUGAAGAGGUUCAGAAACAGAAGGUUUCCCGCAAUAGGGAUGCCCCAGAAGGUGGCUUUGACGCAAUCUUGCAGGCUGCUGUGUGUGAGAAGGAGAUUGGAUGGCGGAAGGAGGCUUCUCACUUGUUGGUGUUCACUACGGAUGAUGUCCCACACAUAGCACUGGAUGGGAAGCUGGGUGGAUUGGUGCAGCCACAUGAUGGGCAGUGUCACCUGAAUGAGGCCAACGAAUACACCGCUUCCAAUCAACUGGAUUAUCCUUCUCUUGCUCUUCUUGCAGAGAAACUAGCUGAGAACAAUAUACACCUAAUUUUUGCAGUGACAAAAAGUCACUAUGUUCUUUAUAAGAACCUUACUGCCCUCAUUCCUGGAACGACAGUAGAGAUUUUAAAUCAAGACUCUACAAAUAUUAUCCAGCUUAUAGUCAAGGCCUACAACAGUAUCCGAUCUAAAGUAGAGCUAACUGUCUGGGAUAACCCUGAGGACCUCAACCUGGCUUUCACAGCCACGUGUCAGGAUGGCUUGUCAUACCCUGGAGUCAGGAAGUGUGCAGAUCUUCAGAUAGGAGACACAGUUUCCUUUGAGAUAUCAGUAGAAGCUCGGAGUUGCCCCGCCGAGAACACCUCACAUACGUUUACUAUCAGGCCGGAUUGGUUUCGGGACACUCUGGAGGUGACCGUCACCUACAACUGCGUGUGCGGAUGUACCAAACAGAUAGAGCACAGCAGCAGCAAGUGCAGUGGGAACGGCACCCAUGUGUGUGGGUUAUGUGACUGUGAUCCGGGCCACGUGGGAGCCAAGUGUGAAUGUGAGGAAGGCGAGAGUGGGAACAUGUACCAGAACAUGUGCCGCGAAGCUGAAGGGAAGCGGGUCUGCAACGGCCGCGGGGAAUGCUCUUGCAACCACUGCGUCUGCUACGAGAGUGAAUUUGGGAAGAUCUAUGGGCUGUUCUGUGAGUGCGAUGACUUCUCCUGCCCAAGAUAUAAAGGUGUAAUCUGUUCAGGUCAUGGGGAAUGCCACUGUGGGGAGUGCAAAUGCCACCGUGGUUACAUCGGGGACAACUGCAACUGCUCGACAGAGACGGGUCACUGCCUUUCCAAUGAUGGCCAGAUGUGCAGCGGCCGAGGCAACUGCAUUUGUGGGAAAUGCCAGUGCACAGAACCGGGUGCCUUUGGAGAGACGUGUGAGAAAUGCCCUACCUGCCCAGGCGUCUGCAGCACAAAAAGGGACUGCAUUGAGUGUAUGCUGUUUAACUCAGGAAGACUGGCUGACAACCAGACCUGCCAAAAACAUUGCCGGGACGAGAUCAUUACUCGAGUGGAUGUUCUCAAAACUGAUGACCCUCAUUCAGUCUUGUGUGCUUAUCCAGUGAAGGACUGUGUGAUGAAGUUCACCUACACAGAACUCACCAGUGGAAAGACAAACAUCACUGUUCUCAAGGAACCAGAGUGUAGCACUGCCCCUGAUGCCAUGAUGAUCUUACUUGCUGUGGUAGGCAGCAUUGUGCUCCUGGGGAUUGUCCUCUUGGCAAUUUGGAAGCUGCUGGUCACUAUUCAUGACAGGCGGGAAUUUGCCAGAUUCCAAAGUGAGCGUUCCCGGGCAAGAUAUGAAAUGGCUUCAAACCCUCUUUACCGAAAACCUAUUUCCACCCAUAGCUUAGAUUUCACAUUCAAUAAGCUUAACAGGACCUAUAAUGGUACAGUUGAUUGACACUAUGCUUGAAGGUGGAAGAGAGAGUGGAAUGCUUGACAAUUGCUUGGCUUCCUCACCGCUUCCCAAAAAGGAAGACUGUAUCCUCUACAGUGGGACAGUAUUCUAAACUUUGACUUGAAUGUCAAGAGAUGGCUUCUAUUGCACAUUGAGGACAAAUGGGUAGCAGCCCAUGUGCUCUGCAGAUCUCUAACCCAAGCCCUGCUGAUGUGCUCAGAACGUGCUGUCACUGACCUGGAGCUCUUGAUGCCUCGGAAGCGCCAACCUAUUGAACAAUGUGCCAUAUAGCAGCUUCAGCCAUAUCUUGGUAGGAAAAAACAUGCAGGUCCAUUUCAUAGGGGUAUUGUGUCACUGCUGGUUUUUAGGGAGAAAAACUAGCAUUGGAGGAGGUGGUGGAAGCAUUGUUUUUUUU